CUUUUUUUUAUUUGUUUACGUUUCCAGCCAAAGGCAGAGACAAAGGGACAGACAGACAGACAAACUUUGGCAGCAAAAAAAUGAUUAUCCCAGUUUUGCCUUUUUCAGCUUUAUACUGACAUUUAGAAAGACGGAAGGAGUGACACUCUUUCUAAUACCUUACGCUACAUCUGCUGCUACGGCACAUUGUAAUUAUUUUGUUUCCCGCAACAUUUUCUCCUUUGCAAAAGCUCAAAAAAACAAAUUAUUGAAAACACGACACUUUGGGUUCACUCUCUUCUUCCUCGUAAUUUUUCUUAUUUGUUUAACUUUUUUGCACUUUUCAUUUUCUCCAACUUGUAUUGUCUUUUUGAUAUUUAAUUUUAUUAUUUAUUCGUUUAUCAGCCUUGCGCAUCAGACAUAAAAGCAAAAGUCUUCGUUUUGUUUGUUUAUUUACAUUUAAAAACAAUAUUCUGCAUCUGACUUGAAUUUGAAUCUUCUCAAAAGAAAUGUCGAGCUCCCAGAACCCAAACGACCUCUUCACAAAGCAAGAGAAAAUCGGCCGCGGCUCCUUUGGCGAGGUUUUCAGAGGAAUUGAUAACCGCACGAAGCGACAGGUGGCAAUUAAAAUCAUUGACCUUGAGAGCGCCGAAGACGAGAUUGAGGACAUUCAGCAGGAGAUUUUCAUUCUGUCGCAGCUGGACAACCCGUCGGUGACAAAGUACUAUGGCUCUUAUCUGGACGGGUCCAAGCUGUGGAUUGUUAUGGAGUAUUGCGGCGGUGGUUCAUGCGCCGACCUGAUGAAGCCUGGGCGUGUCAGCGAGACCUACAUUGCAAUCAUCCUACGCGAAAUGCUCCUGGGUCUGAACUAUCUGCACCACGAGAACAAGAUUCACCGCGACAUCAAGGCCGCCAAUAUCUUGCUAACCAGCCAGGGUAACGUGAAGCUCGCCGACUUUGGCGUCUCUGGACAGAUCACAGCGACCCUGACGCGCAAAAACACAUUUGUUGGAACACCUUUCUGGAUGGCGCCUGAGGUGAUCAAACAGUCCGGCUACGACUACAAGGCGGAUAUCUGGUCGCUCGGUAUCACGGCCAUUGAGCUUGCCAAAGGACAGCCGCCCCAUGCCGAGCUGCAUCCGAUGAAGGUCCUCUUUGUCAUUCCAAAGAACGAGCCGCCAGAGCUGGGCGCUGAGUUUAGCAAGACUUUCCAAGAGUUUGUCAGCCUUUGCCUGAAAAAGGACGCCACGCAGAGACCAACGGCCGAUCAGCUUCUUAAGCACAAGUUCGUUCGGUCGGCUAAGCGCACAGAGCAUCUGACUGAUUUGAUUAAGCGGUGGCAGAAUUGGAAGAAGACCGUGCCAGAGUCCCGCCCCAAGGCUGAGUCUGCGGGUGCAAAUGGCGAUAAUGAGGAGCAGGUAAUCUGGGACUUUGACUCGGUUCGUCAGUCGCUGCCAGCAGUGCCACAAAAGACCGCCCAGCAGCAGCAACAGCAGCAGCAGCAGCAGCAGCGUCACAAUAUGCAUAUGCCGUCUGCAUCCUCGAUUUCUGUUAGUGUUGCGUCGUCGUCAUCAGUCGGAUCCAACAACAUGUCGGCACUGCCGGCCCCGCCGCCCAUUGGCGCCGCCCAUGGAAACCGCUCGCGCAGCGGCAGCACGGCAUCUAACUCCGGCGGUAUGGGUGUCUCGGGCAGCCGCGUGCCCAGCGGAUUUGGCUCCAACAUCCCGCCGCCCAGCCCCAGCAUGCAGCCGCGCCACUUGAACAACGCCAGCCCCGUGAACCUCGGCCAGCGCUCUAACUUGGGACCUGGCUUUGCAUCCGGCACCCCGCCUUCUCAGCAGCAGCUUCCUGGCAGCCGCCCAUCAUCAUCCCAUCAGUCCAAGAUGGCUGUCCACAACCCCCAACCGCUACGCACCUCUGCUUCUGCUUCUGCCAACGUCAGCAGGCAAAACACUCCCGAGGAUCUAUACCACAAUGUGCUUAUGCCCACUCUGGUGCGCUUGGAAAAACUUACCAGCAACACUCAGGCUAAGGCUGCAUACUGCACGCUGGCCGAGACUAUUCGCCGCCUUGAGCACGAGAUUCCGGGAAUUGCUGAUGUCUUUUCGAAGGAGCUGACCUUGUCGGUGAACAAGUUCUACCAGGCCUGGCGCGAGUGAUGCGCCGGAUGGACUGCAACUCUGUGCAAAAAAAGUACAACUAAUUGGCAUUUUUCUAUUAUUUAUACUCGUCAUUUUUUCUUGCACGUAUGUCAAAUCGACGUCAAUGGGUAU
Molecule: messenger RNA, 2252 nt
Organism: Kickxella alabastrina
Lineage: Eukaryota; Fungi; Kickxellomycota; Kickxellomycetes; Kickxellales; Kickxellaceae
Product: kinase-like domain-containing protein
Exons: 3
Coding region: 489-2138 (549 amino acids)
Biological process (GO): protein phosphorylation
Molecular function (GO): protein kinase activity; ATP binding
Source: RefSeq, a predicted model, not a curated record